Aphidius gifuensis is the source of this 2059-nucleotide messenger RNA. It is a transcript of the gene Alas, whose product is annotated as 5-aminolevulinate synthase, erythroid-specific, mitochondrial. NCBI's taxonomy places the organism in Eukaryota, Metazoa, Arthropoda, Insecta, Hymenoptera, Braconidae. The coding region runs from base 339 to 1847 and encodes 502 amino acids. Gene Ontology annotation, cellular component: mitochondrial matrix; mitochondrion. Gene Ontology annotation, molecular function: pyridoxal phosphate binding; 5-aminolevulinate synthase activity. The transcript has 3 exons. Gene Ontology annotation, biological process: heme biosynthetic process; erythrocyte development; hemoglobin biosynthetic process. The record is from RefSeq and is a predicted model, not a curated record.
UAUGUAUAUGUGUAUGAAUGGUUGAAUGUGUAUGCGAGUGAAUUGUGUCAACUCGAUUGAAUCACGCGCAUGUCCACGCAGGUCAGUCAGUCGUUGUCGACAAGUCUUGUAUUAAAGAUCUAACCAUAAGAAUGAUCAUUCAUUUAUCUAACGAAAAUUAAAGCAUCAAGACCUUGGCACUUAUUUGACAAAUCUACCGUUGAUCUAAAUUAUUAUAACAACAUAAUCAUCAUCAUCAUUAUUGAUAUUAAUUUUGUUGAUUGCAGUUUGCACGUCAAGGUGUACGACAGGUCAAUUGUUACUUGAUACCUGGUAAACAAGAUAAAAAUAUAAUAAAAAUGCCUUGUCCAUUUUUAACACGUUUAUCAUCAAAUUACAUACGUAAUUAUGGUACAUCAGUUGUAAUGAAUUAUCGUCAACAUUGUCCAGUUAUGUCACGUUUAUCAAGUACACUUGUUGAUACAAAAAAUGAUGAUAAUAUUGAUAAUACAACAAUAAAACAAUGUCCAUUUUUAUCAAAAGAAAAAGAUGCUGUUAAAGAAGCAAGUCCAGCUGUUGAAGAAGAUAUUAUAAAUGUUGAUAAAAAUAAGCAAUUUCCAUAUGAAGAAUAUUUUCAUAAACAAAUACAAAAAAAAAAAGAAGAUCAUUCAUAUCGUAUAUUUAAAAAAGUUAAUCGUUUAGCUAAAGAAUUUCCAUCAGCAAUUGAAUAUACAUGUGGUGAAAAACCAAUAACAGUAUGGUGUUCAAAUGAUUAUUUGGGUAUGUCACGUCAUCCAAUUGUCAUUAAUUCAGUACAAAAAGCACUUGAUAAAUAUGGUGCUGGUGCUGGUGGUACACGUAAUAUAUCUGGUAAUUCAAUUGGUCAUGAAAAACUUGAAAAACGUUUAUCUUUAUUACAUGAAAAAGAAGCUGGUUUAUUAUUUACAUCAUGUUUUGUUGCAAAUGAUUCAACAUUAUUUACACUUGCUAAAAUAUUACCAAAUUGUCAUAUAUUUUCUGAUUCUGGUAAUCAUGCAUCAAUGAUACAAGGUAUUAGAAAUAGUUGUGUACCAAAACAUAUAUUUCGUCAUAAUGAUACAAUACAUUUAGAAAAAUUAUUAUCAAGUAUUGAUAAAUCAAUACCAAAAAUUGUUGCAUUUGAAACAGUACAUUCCAUGAAUGGUAGUAUAUGUCCACUUGAAGAAAUGUGUGAUAUAUCACAUAAAUAUGGUGCAUUAACAUUUAUUGAUGAAGUACAUGCUGUUGGGUUAUAUGGUAAUUGUGGUGCUGGUAUUGGUGAACGUGAUAAUGUUUUACAUAAAAUGGAUAUUAUAUCUGGUACACUUGGUAAAGCAUUUGGUAAUGUUGGUGGUUAUGUUGUUGGUACAUCUAAACUUAUUGAUAUGAUUAGAAGUUAUGCUGCUGGUUUUAUAUUUACAACAUCAUUACCACCAACUGUAUUAUAUGGUGCACAUACUGCUAUUGAUAUAUUAUCAUCAGAUGAAGGAAGGCUAUUGAGAAAUAAACAUCAACAAAAUGUUAAAUAUAUGAAAAAUAAAUUAACACUAGCUGGUCUUCCUCUUGAACAAUCACCAUCUCAUAUUAUUCCAAUCAAGAUUGGUGAUCCACAACUUUGUACUGAAAUUGCUGAUACUUUGUUACGUGAAAAGGGUCAUUAUGUUCAGGCAAUUAACUAUCCAACAGUUGCCAAGGGUGAAGAAAAAUUACGUCUAGCACCAACUCCAAAACACACUCAAGAUAUGAUGGAUCAAUUUGUGCAGGACACUCUUGAGGUCUUUCACAAUUUAAAUGCUCCAAUAAUUAUUAAAAAUCCAGAAGAAUUACCAAGAGCAAUAUCAGUACAUUGACAAUAAUUUUAAUUAUCAAUAAAUAUAAUUAAAAUAUACAUGUUGUUGUUGUUGUUGUUAAAUGCAAUAGAAUAUUAUAUUUACAAAAAAAACAGAAUAUAUAUAUUUAUGAAAAAUAGAAAUAAUUUAAAUAAUUAACUCAAUAGAUAACUUGAAUCAUCAUUAAAAAAAAGAACAUUACAAUAAAACAAGACUUAAUCAAAUUAAAUUGA